AUUGGAUUCAGAUGUUCCAAUCACCUCCAUGGCCACAGGUGUAUAAAAUCUGUGGCCCUGGGCAUGCAGACUGCUUCUACAAACAUUUGUGAAAGAAUGGGUCGCUCUCAAGAGCUCAGCAAAUUCAAGCGUGGUACUGUGAUAGGUUGCCACCUGUACAAUAAGUCCAUCUGUAAAAUUUCCUUGCUACUAAAUAUUCCACGGUCAACUAUUAGUGGUAUUAUAACAAAGUGGAAGCAACUGGGAACAACAGCAACUCAGCCACAAAGUGGUAGGCCAUGUAAAAUGACUGAGUGGGGUCAGCGCAUGCUGAAGUGCACAGUGCGCAGAAGCCGCCAACUGUCUGUAGAAUCAAUAGCUAAAGACCUCAAAACUUCGUGUGGGCCUUCAGAUUAGCCCAACAACAGUAGAGAGCUUCAUGGAGUGGGUUUCCAUAGCCGAGCAGCUGCAUACAACCCUUAAAUCACCAAGUGCAAUGCAAAGCAUCGUAUGCAGUGGUGCAAAGCACGCCGCCACUAGACUAGAUUGUUCUAUGGAGUGACAAAUCACUUCUCUGUCUGGCAAUCCAAUGGAUUUGUAUGGGUUUUGCGGUUACCAGGAGAAUAGUAAUUGCCUGAAUGCAUUGUGCAAGUGUAUAGUUUGGUGGAGGGGGGAUUUUUCAGGGGUUGGGCUUGGCCCCUUAGUUCCAGUGAAGGGAAAUCUUAA
Staurois parvus is the source of this 705-nucleotide messenger RNA. The record is from the annotation of a GenBank genome assembly. Lineage: Eukaryota; Metazoa; Chordata; Amphibia; Anura; Ranidae.